This is a messenger RNA of Penicillium pulvis, 2949 nucleotides long. RefSeq lists its product as uncharacterized. The coding region runs from base 1 to 2949 and encodes 982 amino acids. Lineage: Eukaryota; Fungi; Ascomycota; Eurotiomycetes; Eurotiales; Aspergillaceae. The transcript has a single exon. The record is from RefSeq and is a predicted model, not a curated record.
AUGGAUAUGGAUGCGCCUCCUCCACCUCCACCACCACCUCCUCUUCUAGGCGCGACUGAUCCUCGCUUAUCCAACCAACCUCCUCGUUCUUCCAUUAAUGCCUCACUCCCUCCUCGUUCUUCCAUUAAUGCCUCACUCCCUCCUCGUUCUUCUGUCAAUAUCUCGCUACCUCCUCAUUCGUCUUCAAAUCCCAUUCCAACUUCGUCCACAAAUCUUUCACUCCCAACCCCGCCCAGCACCUCACGAGCGAAGUCUAGUCAUGACAUCCCUCAAGCUAAGGCAGGGGGCUCUGAAGCGUCGGGGCCUCAAGAUUCCCCCAUGGUGGAUGCGGAUUCAAGCAAUAUCCUGACAAUAUUGGCCAAGUUCAACGAGUCCCACUUCAAUAUCCUCAAUCAGCAAAAUGAAAAGAAGCGGCUGGAAGAUAUUGCCGCCCAAAACAAGCGAGACGUUGAGCGGGCGAAGAUAAUGAGAAUGUAUCCUGCCACGGCCGAGAUGUACCAGCAAAUGAAGGAGAGAAGCGACAACGAUAUCAGCAGGCUGAAUAAGUCUCUGAACCAGCAUCAGGCCAUGUGUCAGCAAAUCACCGCUGAGUUUGCGAAGCAUCAGAAUCUUCUCUUGCCCCCGGCCAUACCCAAACCUGUUGAGCAUGUGCAGUCUCCUCAGCCCUCUGUGUUCGAAAUUGAGAGGGUCAAUAGGCUAGAAGCAGAGCUUAUAAAGCUUAAAGAAGCCAAGUCGGUCACACAGACCAGUACCGACAUGCCUACCAAAAUUCAAAAUUCUAUUGUGGAGCAUUCCACCAGGAUUUCCCGAAUGCUGAAAGACAUCGGUGAACUCUCAACUUGGCGAAAUGAGAUCAGAGACGGGAAAACAAAAUUGCCCCUAGAGACUAUGCCCCUGGAAGUGGAAACUUUGGCAGGGGAGGUGAUCACGAUUAAGGAAAGGGUGGAAAUGAUCCACCCCGACUUAGAGCGAUCUCUUGCAGUUGUCGCGGAGGUGCCGGUAUUGCAAGCGCGCUUUGACCUCGCCCAAGAGCAACAAUCCACCUUCAUCGCAACGAUUGAUUCGGCUCUCAAAACCGUCAAAGCCAGUGAAGCUGAAAUAAGUGGUCUUGAAACCAAGAUCGCUAAUACCGAAACAAUGACCAUUGAGCUAAAAGAGAGAUUUGGUAAUAUGGAAAUUCAAAGAGCGGAAAUUUCGCAAAAUGCUGCAGGCAGCCAUCAGAGUUCUGAUCAAGGGACAGACAAAUGGGCCGACCGUGUUGUGGCCCUUGAGACUGCCCACUCAGAUGUGAAUGCUAAAAUGAAAGCAUUACUGUCACAGGGGGCUGUCUGGACCGAAGCAUGUAAUUCGCUGAACCUUGUUUUGAAAAAGCUCGAGUCAAAGCAAGACUCUUUCAAGGUGGCACUCCGGUCCAUCGAAAUGCGAUACGAAAACAUCAACACGGAGAGCCUAGUCAAACAGAUGACUCAUGCUAUAUGUGAGAUGUAUCCCACCUUGCCCCAGAUAGCGGAGCAAGUCAAGAACCUGAAAUCCGAAUUCAGCUCUAAUAUCCGAUCCUUGGCGGAUCGAAUCGACAAGUUGGAUGUGAAUGUCUCGUCAAUGCCUAAUAGCCUACUAGUCAAGGCGAAGGAUGCUGUCAAGGAUCAGCUCCAACCGUUUGAGCGUCAGUUCAGUGAGUUGGUAAAGCUCGAUCAUGGUCUUACGGAUAAACUUUUAUCUGUUGAGGAUCGGAUUGACAAGUUGACAAGCAAUAUUGCCUCAAUGCCUGAUGAUGUACUGGCCAGAGCGAAGGAUGAUGUUAAGGAUCAAAUCCAAUCUUUUGAGCGUCAGUUCAAUGGAAUGUCAAUUCCUGAUAAGCUGAUGGAGGUCAUGGAUGCUAUUAAAGAAAUAGAGCAAGUCCAAGGAUCGCAUUCCGAUAGGAUAUCCAGAAAUCUUCAGAAUGUCAAUGAUUUGCAGGAAAGCUCGAACUCGCUUUCAACCGCUUUUCAGGAGUUGGCCGACGAUCAUUCAGACGACGUCAAAAAACUGACUGACACAUGCGACCAAUUGUCUUUUGAAUCAAAAACCCAGGCAGAAACUCAACACUCACGAUAUGAGAUUCUAACAGGGCAAAUUGAAUCAUUCAAGGUCUCCCUUGAAGAGCUUCAGAUUUGGGCAAAUAAAAUGAAAGUACUGGAGCCGGUAGAGGACAUUGUCAACAUUUGUGGAGCAUUCGGUUCACCGGAGAGCAUAGAGUCGAUGCGCAAACGACUGGAUGGCCAGGAAAACGUUUUUGCUGUAAUCGAUCAGCUGGAAGCACUGGCAACCCAACACUCCGAACAAUUUGACCGUCUCAGGAACAUGACAGAAAAAUUGACCGAGGAAGCGCAGCCGCUACAAAACAGUGAAGCAGCUCACCCAGUAGGUGUGGUCGACGGCGAAAGUUCAACACGUGAGCUGCACAUUCGAGGUAGCUCCACUCUGGCAGACGUGUCAAAUCUCAUCGAGCUCUCAAAUGAUUCAAAUGGCAUGCGGGAUCACAAUCAGCCUCUCCAAACGAUAGGCUCUGGGGAUGAAUGCGAGACGUUGGCUGCCUCCUCAGUUGUGGCUGGUUCUCGUACCCCAUUGCCUCUUUCCGCCGGCCCCUCUGAGCCAUCAAAAAAGAGAAAAAAGAAUCGCAAGCAGGACGGCAAGCGCCUUCGACAAUCGACAGGCUCUGAGGAUGAAUCCUCCUCGGUUGUAACUGGUAGUGGUACCCCGGUGCCGUCAUCCUCCGGCCCCUCUGGGCCGCCCAAGAAGAAGCCCAAGACCCUCAAGCAAGAUAGCAAGCGCGAGCCUGGCGAGACCUCGACCGCCUCCACGGCCUCGGCUGCCAAGGGUCCCUCAAUAAAUGCAAUCCUCUCUUCUGCCUCGUCAACGAAAAGGAGCAAAAGGUCGAAGAAGAAGGAGAAGGAGAAGGAAACGAAGUGA